AUGGGCCACGUUAUUGUGACAUCAGUGAGCCUUCUUUGGAUAUUAUUGACUGUUAUUUCAUCUCUGGCUGUAUUCUAUGCUUUAUUCACUCCAAAAUGGCUGAUAGGGCCACAAAGGAUAUCAUACGGGGAAAAUGGAAGUGCCGUAGCUUUGGGUCCACCUUCUGUUGGAGUAUUCAACAGGUGUACCAGAAUGGAUGGUGAGAGGAGCUGUGGUAUAUUUGCUAUGGAUGGACUUUCGACAGAUUCCAAUGUAUUUCCAACAUUUUGGAAAAUAUCUCUUGUUUUCUUCACUCUUGGUAUAACGGUUAUGGCCUUCACUGCAAUGGCUGCUUUACUCAGCUGCUGUAUCCAGAGUGUCAACAAGAAGAGCAUCUUCACGGUUACUGGCAGUGUUCAGGCUUUAGCUGGUCUUUUCUACAUUCUUGGAAUCAUCAUGUAUUCUGCAGGAUGGGGUAGUGCAAGAGUUGUAAGACUGUGUGGACCUGAAUCUCAACCGUUCUACUUAGGAGACUGUUCCAUAGGAUGGUCAGUGUAUAGUGCCAUUUUUGGAAUCCUACUGACAUUAAUCACGGCAUCUUUAUCAGUUUAUGCAGAAAAAACAACAUCAAGUGAUAAAGUGAGCGAACAUGUGGAAAAAGGAGAGACUUUAGUUUGUUUGUUAUGA
Messenger RNA from Nezara viridula (southern green stink bug), 666 nucleotides. The record is from the annotation of a GenBank genome assembly. NCBI's taxonomy places the organism in Eukaryota, Metazoa, Arthropoda, Insecta, Hemiptera, Pentatomidae.